Mesocestoides corti is the source of this 1857-nucleotide messenger RNA. Lineage: Eukaryota; Metazoa; Platyhelminthes; Cestoda; Cyclophyllidea; Mesocestoididae. The record is from the annotation of a GenBank genome assembly.
AUGUUUGAGAGCGGAUAUUUGGUCCCGAUGGCAGCUGAGUGGUUGGCUUCCCCAGCCCCAAAAAGAUCCCUCCUGGGAAGCAUCCUCUAUCGUCAACUGCACAGCUCCAAUACAUCCACGUUUACAGUUGCGUGGAACCAAAUCCAAAACUCUGGACUGUCUUUCCUCAUAAACGGAAUCUGCAUUUUAUCCUUAGCUAUUAUUUUAAUUAGCCUAGGUCCAUUAAUACAAAUCGUGCUCUCCUCUUCUCAGUGUGGCUUACGCAGGAGAAAGUCACCCAACCCCAGACGCCAGCAAAUCACAGUUUUUCUGCUGUGCUUCAUCUGCUGUUGGUUUCUGCUGGGAACUUUUCUAAUCGCUUCUGUGAUUUUCCUAUCCGAGAACCUUGACUUCGCUCACCCCCAGAGUUCGAGUUUUGUUAAUCGGGUUGAUGACGUCUCGAAUCGAACAUUCACUCUCCUCCGAAUGCUGGCGAAUGAGUCGUUGUCUCUGGUUGAUGAUGCUGUUAAUGGUCUCAUGGGUGAUGUUUACAUGAGCAUCCUCACUGAGGUACCUACAAUCACCACCCAAUUCCUAAACCACACUAACUUGAAUACUCCCUUAGCAAUGCUGGGCGAUUUAGCCCGAACCGUGGAAAGUCUGCUGAGUGCCCAUAUCCAUCUCCGAGAAAACGGUCCUCAAGUAGCCUCGGAGUUGGGUAAAUUAGACUCCAAUAUCCGAGUUAAUGGAGACAUGCUUUUAAAUGAGUUCAAGCAAGUUUGGAAGGAAUGCGGUGAAGUCGAAAGCCACAUCCCAUCCCUCAAACCCUUUGGAGAAGCAAUCGCACAACUUUCAACCGGCCUCUACGAUAAUCAAAGCGAGUUCGUGCCAUUUUUUCAACUCUUCCGUCUCGAGAGCAGCCUUGGCCUUUUCAAUAUGCUUAACGUUCUCCCUUUCAACGUGUCCGAAGUUACAGCCCAGCUAAAGAGUGCUAUCAAGGUGCGCACAGAGCUUGAAGAAUCUAUUAAAAAUAAGACAGUCAUCUUGUUUAGAAGUCUGUCUGACCAGCCAGACAAGGUAGCAGGCUUCUUAGCUCCCUACAUGGACAAUGUGGUUGCAAAUAUCAAUACAACCGAUCAACUGUAUCACCAGAAUAUGGAAGUUGUGAAAUCGUUUAUCUACAGGCUCGAACGCAUGUGGAUUAUAAUCUACUUCAUCGGAUUGAUGGUGCUGGCCACUCCGACUGUCCUGCUUCUUUCCUCUUGUCUGCGACCGCGGCAUAGUGUGAUGCACCCUGUGAAAAAGGUGUCCCCACUUCUGACACCCAGCGAGGCAGAUUCAGUGGUAUCUUCUGGGCGUGGGUCUUCCGAUGAUGAGGUUUCUUCAGUUGUUUCCGCACCUCCGACAAGAAAACGACAGGCGUUCUCAGGAGCCUACUCGGAAUUAAAGUCUCUUGAUUGUCCCACAGUCCAUGAACUACUUGUCAAUCCAGAAAGAAGUCGGUCGCUGUCCCUCGACUCAGACAGUGGAUGUCCGCGUAACGAUAGUCGUUUAGAAAAGGAAACUCCAGGUUCAUGGUCACGGACAGAAACAUUUGACUCGAUAAAUGUUGGCACUUCGAAUCGUUUUCGAGAUGGGUGCUGUCCGAUUGGAGACUCUAAGUACCGGCGCUGCAGGACCUGUGCACAUCUUGUUUCCUGCUGUGGCCUCCUCCUUCUCUCUCUCAUCUGUAUUCCCCUCAUUCUCAGCAUCGGAUAUUUUCACAUUCAAGUAAGUCCAACAGAAAUACCUAGUCUAAAUUAUGAUGUAGUCUGCCUCUGUAGUGCAGCUGAGAUGAAUAACCGGCCUCUCUGCGGCCGUGCCUCAUCAUUCUGGUAG